AAACAGUGCAGCGCUGGUUCAGCAGCUGAUUUCUUUCUUUCUUUGAAGUGUAAACCUAUGUUCUCCUCAGAAACGCAUGUUGCGAAAAAGCUCAGAAACUCAGCGGAUGUUGUCGCUCUUGGAGCCUCAGGUGUUCUCCAUCCUGGAGACACUCAUGAAGGCCACUGUGCACAAAAUGGGCAGAGUUCUGGAUGAAUCUCUGUUGAAGUUUACAGAGAGCGAUUCUCUCAGCACAGCGGCCGAGUUUAAGGCUCAGCUGAAUGCUGUCCUAGAAAUGCAAGUAAAGGAAGCGGUAGAGAAGAUCUGCAGGCUCUUCAGUGACACCUCAGCAGUUUUACAUCUGCAUUUAACUCAAAGUCAGAUUGCACGCAAUAACCUCAAGAGGAAACAGAAGCCGGUGGCAAAAAGACAUAAAACUGUGUCAAGAAGGAAGCAAGAACUUCAUGAAAUACCCAAAUGGCAUCAAACAGCCUAUGAGGAGACAAUAUCUGAUGUCUCACAAAGUUGGAGAGGAGAGGAGCACCAAAAUAUUGAGAAACCUGAGAUCGUAAUUACCUCAGUCUCAACAGUACAGCAGACAACCAGAAUGGGUGAAUGUAUGGACAUUGAAGAAGAGGGGCCAGAACAGAGCUUAGAGAAUGCCAUCGACAAUGGAAAAUCAGGGGAAAACAAUGAAGAAGAAAACAUCUGCAGGUCAGAAGAGGUUGACGUUCCUUCUGAAAUGGUAUGGAAGGAAGCAAAUGCACUUGCAGCUUUAAAUGAUGUGAGACAGACAAGGCAUAUAAAGGCACAAACUAGAUACUGGAAAAGAGAAAGUAAGCUCAGUUGUAAGAACUGCAAAAGAACCUUCAGCAACUUGAUUCAUCUUAGAGCACACCAGGCUCUACAUGCUGCUGUGGAGAAACCCCUUAGCUGUUGCCAAAGUGGCAAGACUUUCAUUCAUCAGAGGCAUCCAAGAAAUCGUGAAAGGCUUUGUAGCAUGACAAGAUGCGCAAAAGGUAAAACUUACGUGGAGAUCUGCAAAAGACCUCAUUCUCUUCAGAAACACAUGAUGGCAAACUCAGUGAAGAAGCAGCAUAGCUGUGACACAUGUGGGAAGAGCUUUGCCUGUCUUUCUAAUCUGCACAGACACCAGAGGAUCCAUACAGGGGAGAAACCGUUUACCUGCCAGACAUGCGGGAGAAGUUUCAACCAGCUGAACACACUAAAGUCUCACGAACGAAUUCACACAGGUGAGAAACCUUAUGUGUGCAAAUCAUGUGGGAAAGGGUUCAGCCAGCCCAAUGGGCUGAGGCUACACGACGGCCGGCACAUGGGACAGAAUGGCUUCAGCUGCGUCGCCUGUGGGAUGGUGUCAGCUUGCAUGACCUCUUUGGAGAUGCACCUUAGGACUCACCUGGAGGAGACCGUCUCAUGUAGCAUCUGUGGAGAAAGCAUCAGUUCUCUGAACAGCCUACAGAAUCACCAGAAUCAACAUGGUGGUAGCAAAUCUCACAGAUGUGGCAUCUGUAAAAAAUCCUUCCGAAGUGCUGGCAACUUGAAAAUUCACGAAAGGACUCAUACUGGAGAAAGGCCCUAUAGCUGCGCAGUGUGCGGCAGGACGUUCACCCAACAGAACAGCCUCAAAUCUCACCAGCUGUCCCACACUGGGGAAAGGCCUUUCAGCUGCGAUGUGUGCAGCAAAGGCUUUUCCUCUGCAGGGAAUCUCCGCAGACAUCAGCGCGUACACACUGGACAGAAGCCUUACAGCUGUAAUGUCUGUAAGCGCAGUUUUACCCAGCUGAACACGCUAAAAGCUCACAUGUAUGUACACACAGGCGAGAAACAGUACACUUGUGACAAAUGUGGUAGGAGUUUUGGUUAUCAGAGAAACUUGAAAAGCCAUAAAUGUGCAUAUGACCAGUGAAAUUUUCUCCUAUUCUCCAAAAGUCAGUUACUGUGCAAAAGUCAAAGUUCACCCUUUAUUUAUUUAAUUUCCAGUUAAAAUGGCCAUAAAGUACAAGUGAAAAUGAAAAUAAGUGACAGGAGUUUACAAAACUGGAGAAAAUAGGGCUCUUAACAACAAGACCUGGUAGCCCCCUAAAACUGUUACCAUCAGAGAAGCAGUACUUUCAUCUUUGAGAGUGAAGAGAAAAUUCACUCUUCACUCUUGCUUCAGAAAAAUAUUUGUCCAUCCUUCCACUGUGAGAAGACAACUCGGCGCUAUGGGUCUGAAGGGAUGUGUAGCUGCCAGGAAGCCCUUACUGAGAAAAGUAAAUUGUCAAAACGGUAGAAAAUUUGGCAAAUCAAACAAAGAACAAUGGACUGUCCACCCCAGAGUCCAGACCUCAACUUCACUGAAUGUGUUUGAGAUUACUCGAAUCGUAAGAGGCAGAAAAUGCAACCGACUUCUAAGACUAAUCUUUGGAGGUGUGGGAAAAUAUCUCUGCAGAUUUCUUUGAAAAACUGAAAGCAACUUUUGUAGGACUGCGAACUGCAUGUCUGAAUCAUCACACUUGCCUCAAACCACAGUGAGUGGUUAAGUAAUCUCAAAUAGAAUUGCUUAUGUAGUUCCUAAAAAACAUGGCGUAAUAUUGUCAAUGAAUAAAAGUGGGUGUAAUUAUCCUCAUAACUCCAGAUGCCAAAAGUCUCUGCUGAUCAACUAUGCUGAUAUACUAUGGUAUAAGAGGAAAAUUGUGUACUUUAUAAAGGGGCCUAAACUAGAGUUUAAUAUGCUAUUCGUCAUUUUAUGCAGUGUUAAGAAAGAUCUUUAAUCAACACUGAAUGCCAGUCACAAGUUUGUUACCGUUUCAGUCAGAAAAAUCGAGCCAAACUGAGGAAAAAAAAGAAAAACAUUUUUUAAACAGCUCACCCCAAAAAUCUACACCAAGCAGUUGUAAUUUUUCAAACACUCCUCCCACCUUCCCAAAAUAUCCCCAAUAAGGUCUUUUUCCUAAUAUUUAAACCAGAAAAUCUCACUCUAGAGACUACUGUGGCACUGCUGUAGGAUAUGAAAGGGUGCAUAUACAUGUAACUAUGUUUUUCAUUUUGAUCAUUUGGCCCUAAUUUUUGGCUGAACCAUCACUUUAAAAUUAGGUGACUGACUGAGAGGGACCGUACUGAAUUAUGUUGCUCACUGGGUACUUAAAAAUACCAGCUCCUUAGCUCUAAUGUCAGUUUUAUUAGAUAGUUUGUGAAUAAUUACAUGAAAUUCAAGUCAGUUUUUCGUCUUUUUAGUUGGAGGCCUGUGUUUGCAAUAAAAUGGUUCAACAGCAUGUUGGUAAUGAAUACCCAACAAAUAUUCUUAAUCUUUUUCCACUAUCCAAAUAAUACCUGUUCAGUGGAGGCCCUGACCAUUGAUGAAUGGGGUAAAUAAAGGCUAACUGCUAACAAAUUAUACAGAGAAACAGAUGGACUACAGUAUGGCCUGUGCAUGUACAAUAUCUGUGAUAUGGAUUUUUGACUGUCUGUGCAUAAGUUCAGGACAUUUGCUGGGCAUUCUUCAUUAAGUCUUACUACAGUUAGCUCACACAGGGUCCAGCUAAAAACACACAGACACUGACUUAAUGAAUUUUAUGUAUAUUUUCACAGCCAAAAAAUACCUGCUCUGUGGGGGUCCCAUGGGGAUCCAGGCCAUUCAUGAACAGGUUAAAAAGGGGGAUAACGGAUUUUGCAGAGAAACAGGUGGACAAUAGUCUGGAAGUAAAAUGUACUUUUGUAAAAGUUGUUUUUGGUGUUUGUGUUAUGUAAAAUAGACAGUGCAAGAACUCAGUAUACAGAAGAAGCUCCAUAGAUUCUCUCUUGACCCUUAAAGCAAGAGAAAUAUGGAAAGGAUAUAUAGUAGUUGUAUGAAUUAAUAAAACACAAAAUAGUUCUCUUUUAUAGUCUUAUGUUUUGGUUGGAAUUUGGGAAGUCAGUAAUUUAGCUUUUUACCCUUUAUUGGGGUUG
This is a messenger RNA of Colossoma macropomum (tambaqui), 3927 nucleotides long. Its product is annotated as gastrula zinc finger protein XlCGF57.1. Gene Ontology annotation, biological process: regulation of transcription by RNA polymerase II. Gene Ontology annotation, molecular function: DNA-binding transcription factor activity; RNA polymerase II cis-regulatory region sequence-specific DNA binding. The record is from RefSeq and is a predicted model, not a curated record. The transcript is spliced from 4 exons. Lineage: Eukaryota; Metazoa; Chordata; Actinopteri; Characiformes; Serrasalmidae. Bases 77 to 1906 code for a protein of 609 amino acids.